AGAACAGAUUCAAUCAUGUCGAUGUUUGGAUUCCUUGUUGACUUGGAUGUCAAAACUCUGCUGCUCUUUCUUAUAAUCUUCAUCCUCACUGCAGAUUAUUUAAAGAACCGUCGAUCAGGCAGCUUCCCUCCAGGACCCCGGGCGUUUCCUAUUGUUGGCAACAUGUUCACUUUGGAUCACAAAAGGACACAUGAGAGUAUGACAAAGGUUAAGGGGCAGGUAGGCAAUACUUUUGAUGAGGAAAGCCUGAUAAUGUCUGUGAUGGAUCUGUUUGUGGCUGGAUCUGAGACCACUUCCACCAUGCUGCGCUGGGCUUUCCUCUACAUGGCAAAGUACCCUGAGAUCCAGGCAAAGGUCCAGGCUGAGAUAGACAGAGUGAUUGGACAGUCCAGACAGCCCUCCAUGGAAGAUCGUGCUAACCUGCCCUACACUGACGCCGUCAUACACGAGAUCCAGAGGAUGGGUAAUAUAGUUCCUCUCAACCUGCCUCAUGUUACCAACAAGGAAAUUAAGUUGGGAGACUACAAAAUCCCAAAGGGACUUACAAUAAUCCCCAAUCUGACAUCGGUGCUGUUUGACAAGAAUGAAUGGGAGAUGCCCAACACUUAACCAGGACACUUUCUGAACAAGGAGGGAAAGUUUGUGAAGCGAGCUGCUUUCAUCCCUUUCUCUGCGGGUAAGCGGGUGUGUCUCGGGGAGAGCCUGGCCAGGAUGGAGCUCUUCCUCCUCUUCACCUCCUUCAUGCAGCACUUCACAUUCUCCAUGCCUCCCGGGGUGAAGCCUGUUAUGGACUAUACCUUCGGCAUCACUCUGGCACCAGUUCAAUAUGAAAUGUGUGUAACCUCACGCUCAAGGCAAAGAAACCCCAGUCUUCAGUUGGACAGGCUUGAGCCCUUGAUUUGCAGAAUGGAUUCAAUCCUUUCUGUAAUCGGUUCCUAUCUGAACUGGGAUGUCAAAAGCCUUCUGCUCUUCUCUGUAAUCUUUAUCCUCACCACCGAUUAUAUCAAGAACUGUCGGUCAGGCAGCUUCCCUCCAGGACCCCGGGGACUUCCUAUUGUGGGCAACAUGUUCUCUGUGGAUUACCAAAGGACCCAUGAGAGUAUGACAGAGUUAGCAGGGACAUAUGGAGAUGUGUACAGCCUGAGAAUGGGUCAGUCAUGGAUGGUGGUGUUAAACAGGUUUGAGGUUCUGAGAGAAGCUCUGGUUACUCAGGGAGACAGUCUAUCAGACCGCCCGGACCUCCCUCUGUUCGUUGACAUUACCUCUGGACUAGGUAUAGUUUUCAGUAAUGGCAACACAUGGAAGCAGCAGAGGCGUUUUGCACUUUCGACCCUCAAAUAUUUUGGAUUUGGCAAGAAGUCCCUUGAGCCCAUCAUCUUGGAUGAAUUUUCGUAUUGUGCAAAAGACAUCAAAAGCUACAAUGGAAAGCCAUUCAAUCCACAUCUCCUCAUCAACAACGUCGUCUCCAACAUAAUUUGUUCCCUUGUUUUUGGUCAUCGCUUUGAGUAUGGUGAUAAGAAAUUUACAAAACUGAUGGAGUGGUUUGACAAAGGUCUCGAGAUUGAAGGCUCCAUUUGGACACAGCUUUACAACUCGUUCCCAUGGCUGAUGAGACGUUUGCCAGGGCCUCAUCAGACAGUCCAGCACAUCUGGGACAAUGUGAAGGAAUUCAUAAGAGUAGAGAUUAAGAAGCACAAACAGAACUGGGAUCCCUCAGACCCAAGAGACUACAUCGACUGCUUCCUGAACGAGAUUCAGAAGGGUAAGGGGCAGGCUGACAAUACUUUUGAUGAGGAAAAUCUGGUUGGGUCUGCCUGGGAUCUGUUUUUGGCUGGAUCUGAGACAACCUCCACUACCCUGCGAUGGGCUUUCCUCUUCAUGGCAAAGUACCCUGAGAUGCAGACAAAGGUCCAGGCUGAGAUAGACAGAGUGAUUGGACAGUCCAGACAGCCCUCCAUGGAAGAUCGUGCUAACCUGCCCUACACUGACGCCGUCAUACACGAGAUCCAGAGGAUGGGUAACAUAGUUCCUCUCAACCUGCCUCAUGUUACCAACAGGGACGUCCAGCUGGGAGGCUACACAAUCCCAAAGGGAGUUACUAUAAUCCCCAAUCUGACCUCGGUGCUGUACGACAAGAAUGAAUGGGAGACGCCAAACACCUUCAACCCAGGACACUUUCUGAACAAGGAGGGAAAGUUUGUGACGCGAGCUGCUUUCAUUCCGUUCUCUGCCGGUAAACGACAGUGUCUCGGGGAGAACCUGGCAAGGAUGGAGCUUUUCCUGUUCUUCACAUCCUUCAUGCAGCACUUUAACUUCUCCAUGCCUGCUGGGGUGAAACCUGUAUUGGAUUUUCGCUUUGGCAUUACUCUUGCACCCGUUGAAUAUGAAAUCUGUAUAACCUCACGCUAGGAUUUUACAAAAACUAUUUUUCUUUUGUCAGAAAUAUAGUUAAAUUACAUUUUGAAUCUCUACCACAUGUCCAAGAGGACAUUGAUCCACUUUCUAUAACUUACCUUUUGAUUUGGGAAAUCUGAAGAUACAUUCUAGGUUACUGAUUAGAUUAAAGGCUUUAUAUAGUAUUUUGUAGGAUGUCUAAUGAUUUUACAAAUUGAAUUGUAGUUAAGCUCAGAGCAAUUCUGUUUGUUAAAGGUCCGGGCUGUGCGAUUUUUAUCUUUGUGUUUUUGACUGUUGAUUGGACCAAAUAAACAAUACUACAAGUCUUGUUUCCAACUUAA
Messenger RNA from Gymnodraco acuticeps, 2735 nucleotides. Its product is annotated as cytochrome P450 2J6-like. Gene Ontology annotation, molecular function: iron ion binding; heme binding; oxidoreductase activity, acting on paired donors, with incorporation or reduction of molecular oxygen, reduced flavin or flavoprotein as one donor, and incorporation of one atom of oxygen. The record is from RefSeq and is a predicted model, not a curated record. Gene Ontology annotation, biological process: xenobiotic metabolic process. NCBI's taxonomy places the organism in Eukaryota, Metazoa, Chordata, Actinopteri, Perciformes, Bathydraconidae. Gene Ontology annotation, cellular component: intracellular membrane-bounded organelle; cytoplasm.